Messenger RNA from Phoenix dactylifera (date palm), 2007 nucleotides. NCBI's taxonomy places the organism in Eukaryota, Viridiplantae, Streptophyta, Magnoliopsida, Arecales, Arecaceae. The record is from RefSeq and is a predicted model, not a curated record.
ACUAUUUUUUUCCGCACGAUUUUCUUGAAACCUUCUCUCUAGAAUUGGCUCUCUCUCUAGUUUCUCCCCUUAGAAAAGGGCAAGGAAAAGAGAAAAAACGGGAGGAAACGUAGCCGAGCCCUCUCCUCCUUCGUUUGAUUUAUUUUUUGACCUUGUAUUUUGAUCGCGCUUUGGGGUUUUGGGUUGAGUGUUGUUGGAGCUUUGAACCGGUGGUGGAUUUGGGUGGUGAGAGCAGAGCAAGAUGACGAUCCUGUCGAUGCCGGGGAGCUCAGGGAUGUUGGACCCCUUGCCGACGGGGAGAAUGUCGUACUUUGGCAAUUGGUAUGUGCUUGGGCUCACGGUGACGGCUGGGAUUGGAGGAUUUCUGUUUGGUUAUGACACAGGUGUCAUAUCUGGGGCACUUCUGUACAUCCGUGAUGAUUUUAAGGUGGUCAAUGAAAACAAUUUUUUACAGGAAACAAUUGUAAGCAUGGCACUAGUGGGAGCUAUGAUUGGAGCUGCAGGUGGUGGGUGGGUAAAUGAUGCAUAUGGACGCAAGAGAGCUACUCUUCUUGCCGAUGUGGUCUUCGCCAUUGGAUCACUCGUUAUGUGUGCUGCUCCGGACCCGUAUGUGCUCAUAUUUGGAAGGCUCCUCGUUGGUCUGGGUAUUGGUGUAGCCUCUGUCACUGCGCCAGUGUAUAUUGCUGAAGCAUCUCCUUCAGAGAUCAGAGGAGGUCUUGUGGGCACGAAUGUACUCAUGAUCACUUGCGGACAGUUCCUUUCGUACCUUGUAAAUCUCGCUUUUACUGAGGUUUCUGGGACUUGGCGCUGGAUGCUUGGGGUUGCUGCUGUACCAGCCAUUUUGCAGUUCAUUCUAAUGCUAUUACUUCCUGAAUCACCACGCUGGCUUUAUCUGAAUAAUGAGAAAGCUAAAGCUGUUGCUGUGCUUGCAAAAAUCUAUGACUCCGACCGUUUAGAGGAGGAGAUUGAUCAGCUUGCUGCUGCUUCUGAUGAUGAAUUUCAGUCGGAGAAAUCUGUCAGUUACUUUGAUGUUUUCAAAUCCAAGGAAUUGAGGCUUGCAUUUUUUGCUGGAGCUGGCCUUCAGGUUAGAUUUGGGUCACUUGGAAAAAUGGAGGAGCUUUGGCAGGCUUUCCAACAGUUCACUGGGAUCAACACCGUUAUGUACUACAGUCCCACUAUUGUCCAGAUGGCUGGCUUCUCUUCCAACCAACUUGCACUGCUCCUCUCCCUCAUUGUCGCUGCAGUGAAUGCUGCCGGGACCAUUGUUGGAAUCUCUCUCAUCGACCGUUGUGGCAGACGCCGCCUGGCUCUCACCAGCUUAUCAGGUGUCAUCAUUUCCCUUCUCAUACUCUCUGGGGCAUUCUUUCUGCAGUCCACCAGACUCUGCGAUGCACACACGCUUCAUGGCAACUGUGGAUCUAGCCUUGGGUGGUUUGCAGUUUUAGGCCUGGCUCUGUACAUUGCCUUCUUCUCCCCAGGCAUGGGCCCCGUACCAUGGGCGGUGAACUCAGAGAUAUAUCCAGAAGCCUAUCGUGGCGUGUGUGGGGGCAUGUCGGCCACGGUGAAUUGGUUGUCCAACCUGAUUGUGGCGCAGACAUUCCUUUCGCUCGUCUCUGUUGUGGGGACUUCAGGAACCUUUUUGAUCAUCGCUGCUGUGGCCAUGGCGGCAUUUGUCUUUGUGGCACACUUUGUACUGGAGACAAAGGGUCUGACCUUUGAGCAGGUGGAGAAGUUGUGGAGGGAGAGGGCAUGGGGUAGUGAUGGUAGUCAGCAAAGCCUUCUGGGAGCCGAGGCUUGAGUUCUGCAGGAACAUUCGCUCCUACACAUGCACUGCCUUUGCUUUUUAUAAGGCUAGUGUUUUAUGUGCAAGGAGAUAUUGUCAAAUUUAAAGAACCAAGAGAACAAAGCAUCCUCAGACAGAAACAAGCCUAUUUUGUUUCUUAAUGUUUUACCUGCCAUUCAUUCCACCUCAUUGCCUAGAGAUAUAUAUGUAAGUUAUGGUUGCAA